Messenger RNA from Camarhynchus parvulus, 5283 nucleotides. It is a transcript of the gene CC2D2A, whose product is annotated as coiled-coil and C2 domain containing 2A. The record is from RefSeq and is a predicted model, not a curated record. Gene Ontology annotation, biological process: protein localization to ciliary transition zone; non-motile cilium assembly. The coding region runs from base 90 to 4730 and encodes 1546 amino acids. Gene Ontology annotation, cellular component: ciliary transition zone. The transcript is spliced from 34 exons. NCBI's taxonomy places the organism in Eukaryota, Metazoa, Chordata, Aves, Passeriformes, Thraupidae.
GCGCCGCCGCCGCCAUCGCCUUUCCCUCCCCUCUGCCGCCGCCGGGGGCUGCGGGUCCCGCCGGGCCGCGGGCGGAGCGCGGCGGCACCAUGUCGGCAGCACGGUCCAGCGCCGCCGCCGAGGCAGAGGCAGUGCGCGAGUUGCCACCUGUUCCUUCUACAUCAAGGACAAGCUCUGCAGAGCUUUCUGUUAGGCAGCGAAUGAGAGAGAAACUAAAAGCAGCAAGGACAAAAGCUGAAAUUACUUUAUCACAAGAAGACCCCAGCUCACAGCCAAGGCGCUUAAAAGGCAUCAGAGAAAGAAAACCAGGAGUCGGACUGGAGAAAAGGUCUGCUAAUGAUAAAUUCAGGGAGAUGCCAGAGAGUGAAUCACACUUAUCAUCAAAAGUAAAGUUUCGGGAUUCUGUAAAAAAGCUUAAGCAAAAGUCAACAUUCCAGAAUGAUUUUCCUUCUGAGGAAGAAGCAUAUAAUUUCUUUACCUUCAAUUUUGAUGCUGUAGCAGAGAAAAUGAAAGCUGGAGCCAGGAAAAAGAAUGGAUUAAGUGAAGAGGAAGAGGUGGAAGAAGAAUGUGUCGAAACUUAUGAAGAUGAACAAGAGGAGGAUGAAAUGGAUGAAGAUGUACGUCUGGUGAAAGAUGAUGAUUUAUUCAUAGGGCAGACAGAUGAAGACCUUGUAGUCGUGAAACCCGUUGAUUGUGAAAGCUACACUGAGCAACUAAAAAGGGAAAAAGAAUUUCUCUUCAUUCCCAGCAUGCUAGCAGUGCCUGCUUCUGAGAAGAUGCCUAGAAAUAUGCAGCCCAGGUACCUUGAGGAUGAAGGUCUUUACACUGGAGAAAGGCCCUUUGUAACACAGUCUAAUCAAAACAUUUUAGAAAACCGAAUACUCAGGCAGGACCAAGGGAAAGAAUGGUUUGGUGAUGAUGGCAAAAUCUUAGCACUGCCUAAUCCAAUUAAACAGUCUUGUACUAGGCCUCCAAUAUUCUCACUUGAAGAAGACCUUGCACCAGAACUUGAAACAGUGUAUAGAAAGGCAAUAAAAAUGACAUCUACCAAUCAGUAUUUUGUUGGACCUGGAGAUUUUCAGGGGAUGUUUCAAUUGGAUAUUGAUAUUUCUGGACUGAUAUUCACCCAUCAUCCCUGUUUUAGCCGUGAGCAUGUGUUGGCAGCUAAACUGGCUCAGUUAUAUGAUCAGUAUUUAGCAAGAAAACAGAAGAAUCUUACCAAAUUUCUCACGGACAAGCUGCAUGCUUUGAGGAGUGCAGUGCAAUACAGUAUGGAAGGUGCUGGUGGUGAUGGUGUUCCUGUGGCUCAGCAAAGCAUACCUGAAUACAAAAUGGAGAUCAGACAAACCAGAAGACUUCGUGAUGCUGAACAAGAAAAAGACAGAACGUUGCUUAAGACCAUUAUCAAAGUUUGGAAACAAAUUAAAUCCCUCCGGGACUUUCAGAAGUUUACUAACACACCCAUGAAACUUUAUUUGAGGAAGGAAGAGGUUGAUCAGAAAUCAGAUGAAAAAGCAUAUGAAGCAGAAAUUCAGGCUGAGAUAAAGGAAUUGCUAGAAGAAUGUAUGGAAGAAUAUGAAAAGAAAAUGGAGGAGUAUAAAACUGAGCUACAUGACUGGAAAUCCUGGAAGAAGACUCAGAAGUCCAAGAAGAAAAAGAAAAAAGAUACUCUUGUAGAUGAAGAAUCAGAAGACCAUGAUUUUGGUGAGGAACGUAUAAAACCCAUCCCACCUAAAAUGGCCAAUAGCUUGGAAAUAGAGCAGCAGGUUAGAGGAAAAGCUGACAGCUGCCGAAGGAAACCUGGAGAGCCUAUUCUAGUUCCUGAGCUGACCCUCUCAGGAAGCAUAACUCCAACUGAGCAGUGUCCUCGAGCAGAAGUUUUGCGACGAGAGGAUGUGAAGAAACGCUCAGCAUUUAUUAAAGUCCUUUUCAACUCCAAGGAAGUGUCAAGGACUGUUACCCGACCGAUAAGUUCCGAUUUUAGAGUUCACUUUGGACAGAUUUUCAAUUUACAAAUAAUCAAUUGGCCAGAGAGUUUGAAACUACAGAUAUAUGAAACUACAGGUAUCAGCAGUACCACCCUGUUAGCUGAAGUGUUCUUACCUGUUCCUGAGACUGCAGUUCUGACAGGCAGUGCUCCUCUGGAAGAAAUAGAGUUCAGCAGUGAUCAGCGUGUGAUGUUGGAUCAUGAAGGAGUUGGGAGUGGUGUAUCCUUUUCAUUUGAAGCUGAUGGUAGCAACAAAAUGACUUUCAUGACCUCUGGAAAAAUAUCCAGUAGUGUCUCUUGGGCAGUUGGAGAAAAAGGAAUCCCCUUAAUUCCUCCAGUAUCUCAGCAAAACACAGGCAUUCCAAGUGCUUUGAAAAAUAUUGAUGCUAUUGCAUCCAUCGGCACAUCAGGCCUGACUGAUAUGAAGAAGCUAGCUAAGUGGGCAGCUGAAGCAAAGCUUGAUCCAAAUGACCCAAACAAUGCAGCUCUGAUGCAGCUGAUCAUGAUUACUACAAGUGGAGAGGCACACGUUCCUGAUUUCUUCAGAUUGGAGCAGUUGCAGCAAGAAUUUAAUUUUGUUUCUGAUGAGGAGUUUAGUAGAUCAAAGAGAUUCCGACUGUUGCAGCUCAGAAAUGAGGAGGUGGCAGAGUUCAGAAAUUACAAGCAAGUCCCUUUACAUGAACGAGAAAUCAGUGAGAAAAUCUUCCAGGACUAUGAGAAGAGAAUGCAAGAGAGGGAUGUGAUUGACAGCAAAAACUACCUAGAUGCACACAGAGCAGUUGUUGCCAACUAUCUACAGAAGGUUCGAGAAUCAGUAAUCAAACGUUUCCUCAUAGCAAAACACCAUUUCAUUCUCUCUGACCUUGUCAAUGAAGAGGAGAUUCCAGGCCUGGGCAUUUUGGGACUCGGCCUCUUUAAACUGGCAGAGCCAAAACGACCAUUAAGGCCAAGAAGAAAAGAGAGGAAGAAGGUCACAGCACAGAAUUUAUCAGAUGGAGACAUAAAACUGUUAGUGAACAUCAUCAGAGCCUAUGAUAUUCCAGUGAGAAAACCAGUGAUGAGCAAACUUCAGCAGCCAUCGAAAUCUUCAAGGUCCUUUAACGAGAUGUUUGCAGCCUCUCCAUCAGCUCAGAACCCACCCAACAGCCCAGACUGGGCAUUCAACCAGGUUUUGGUCCGUCCUUUUGUAGAAGUUUCUUUUCAGCGAACAGUCUGCAGGACAACAACAGCAGAAGGUCCAAGCCCCUGCUGGAAUGAGGAACUUGAGCUUCCAUUUAGAGCUCCUAAUGGUGACUACAGCACCCACAGUUUGCAGUCAGUAAAAGAUGAAGUCUUCAUUAAUGUUUUUGAUGAAGUACUUCAUGAUGCUGUAGAGGAUGAUCGUGAGAGAGGAAGUGGAAUCCACACUCGUAUUGAGAGACACUGGCUGGGAUGUGUUAAGAUUCCAUUUACUACCAUAUAUUUUCAAGCAAGGAUUGAUGGUACAUUUAAGGUCAAUAUUCCUCCAGUCCUCCUUGGCUACAGCAAAGAAAAGAACAUGGGCAUGGAGAGAGGUUUUGAUUCUGUGCGAAAUCUGAGUGAGGGCUCAUAUAUAACUCUGUUCAUUACCAUUGAACCACAGCUCAUCCCUGGAGAGUCUGUCAGAGAGAAGUUUGAUACCCAAGAAGAUGAGAAACUGCUCCAGGCAGCAGAAAAAUAUGAAGCUGAAUGUACAUCAAAGUUUCCAAGCCGCCAGUGCCUAACAACUGUAAUUGACCUUGAUGGAAAAACAGUUUUUAUUACCAGAUAUAUCAAACCUCUGAAUCCACCACAGGAGCUUCUUGAUACUGUCCCAAAUAGAUCUCAAACAGCCGCAGAACUGGUGGCUCGAUAUGUUGCUUUGAUUCCUUUUUUGCCAGAUAGUGUGUCAUUUGCUGGAAUUUGUGAUUUAUGGAGCACAUCAGAUCAAUUUCUUUAUCUUCUGGCGGGAGAUGAGGAAGAACACGCCGUGCUCUUGUGUAAUUAUUUUCUUGGUAUGGGGAAAAAAGCCUGGCUUAUCAUUGGAAAUGCCAUUCCUGAGGGACCAACUGCAUAUGUAUUAACUUUGGAACAAAGUCAGUAUGUAAUUUGGAACCCCAGUACUGGAUGUUUUUAUGGGCAGUAUGAUACUUUCUGCCCAUUACAAAAUGUGUACUGUCUGAUCAGCUGUGAUAAUAUUUGGUUUAAUAUGCAGGAAUAUGAUUCCCCAGGAAGGAUAUAUUUUGAUAUCAGCAAACCAAAACUUUGGAAGCCUUUCUUUUCAAGAAGUUUGCCAUUCCCUGGUCUCCGCAGCAUUCAGCCUGAAGAGCUAACUUAUGAGCAAUCGGAUAAGGCUGCUGCACGGGAACUGCAGAGCAGGAUUGAAAAAAUAUUAAAGGAUAAGAUUAUGGAAUGGAGACCAACGCGCCCAACACGUUGGAACAGAUACUGCACCUCCACCCUCCGCAACUUUUUGCCGCUGCUGGAACAAAAUCAAGGCAAAGAUGUAGAAGAUGACCACCAGGCAGAGCUGCAAAAACAGCUGGGAGAUUACAGGGUCUCUGGAUUUCCUAUUCAUAUGCCAUAUUCUGAAGUAAGACCUUUAAUAGAAGCUGUACACAGCACAAGAGUUCACACCAUUGAUGUUUCCAAUGUUGAAUUUGCUCUGGCUGUGUAUAUUCAUGCUUAUCCCCAAAAUGUUCUCUCUAUAUGGAUUUAUGUUGCUUCACUUGUGCGAAAUAGGUAGUAUAGACCAGUCUGAAUACUGCAAGAAAUUUGCUUAUAUAGGUGUAAAUAUAUGAUUUCUCUCACUGCUGAACUAUUCCAAGUAUUUUAAAAAUCAAAUGAGAACAUGAUUUUUAGUAGUGUUAUUUGCCCUUAAAAUACUAAUUCCUGCUAAGGAAGAGACUGACAGCAUAAAUUUCCAGUACUAAUAGGUGAUUUUUGUAUAGUCUUUUAUAGCUCCCUGUGGAACCUCACACUCUUUAAGCAUUAUACGUCUCCACAUAAGUGAGAGUACAGAGUAAAAUGUUUCCUUGGUAUCCCUGUAGCUAGUCAGUUUAUCUAUAGAUGUUCUUCCUCUUCAAAAGACACUUGUAAAUAAAAAACAGUUCUUGAAUUUUUAGCUAUGACUAAAUUUCAUAUACCUAAGAGCCAUCAGUGAAGAGACCAUACUUCAAUUUUUGAGGCUGCUUUAUAUCCUACUCUGUAUUUUAUAUCUGUAUAAUGCCAGCAUCAUUUAAAGGUGGAAGACAUUUUCUUAAGAAGUUAAAGAUGAAGGAUUUAAUAAAUAUUUUUAC